ACAGACAACAUUGCAUUAAACAAGAUCGCCUCGCAGCAGUAUUCGUUUCCCAACACACGAUGGGGAGCAGAUAGAGCAGUGGAUGGUCGGUAUUCAAUCCGGAGAGCUACCGGAGGACAGUGUACAUUGUCCGGCAUCGAAAAACAAACUGCAACCUGGUGGGUGGAUCUAGGAGGAGUACUCAGUAUAUAUCAUAUAGCGAUAUACUACAGGACAGACAAUGUCCCAUGGGAAUCUGCUGACAAUAUUUUCCCAGGACGCUUUCUUGGAUUUUCGGUAUACAUCUCGAACACAACCGACAAAGAUGAGGGGCUUCUAUGUUUUAAAGAUACAAACUUCACAAGAACUACAAUACCGAGUGAUGUUACAGUAGAAUGUGUAAACCAUGGACGAUAUGUCAUUUAUUACAACGAGCGACUCCCAUGUGUUACAUACCCUGUUGAUUAUUCCAAGUACGCAUACAACGAACUUUGUGAACUUGAAGUUUACGGAUGCCCAACCUUGGGUUUUUAUGGAGAAAACUGUGACUUAGCAUGUCCACGGAACUGCCAGGAAGGUCAUUGUAACAUUGUGAGUGGAAGUUGUCUGGGGUGUGUUACAGGUUACAGAGGAUCACGAUGUGAAGAACCUUGUUCUAAUAGUCGACACGGAAUGAAUUGA
Messenger RNA from Saccostrea echinata, 660 nucleotides. RefSeq lists its product as uncharacterized. Lineage: Eukaryota; Metazoa; Mollusca; Bivalvia; Ostreida; Ostreidae. The transcript has 4 exons. The annotation marks the transcript as partial. The record is from RefSeq and is a predicted model, not a curated record.